Messenger RNA from Megalopta genalis, 5149 nucleotides. RefSeq lists its product as uncharacterized. Gene Ontology annotation, molecular function: DNA-binding transcription factor activity, RNA polymerase II-specific. Gene Ontology annotation, cellular component: nucleus. Lineage: Eukaryota; Metazoa; Arthropoda; Insecta; Hymenoptera; Halictidae. The record is from RefSeq and is a predicted model, not a curated record. Gene Ontology annotation, biological process: regulation of transcription by RNA polymerase II.
CUGCGUCAUUAAUUGCGUCACAAUAUCCGUCGCCAAUGUUACCGUAGACGAUGGGAUUGAUAAAGAAUCCACAGUUGCUGGAUUAGUAUCAUCCAAGGUCCUUUCAGUUCUAACUUCAACCGAUUCUGUUGGUCGCAUAACACCUUGGAGAUCCGAUUCGUUCGAGUUAUCUUUUUGAUUAACAUUUUUAGAGUCCUUGCGAAUGAAGUACCAAUUACCAACUCGGAAUCCCCAAUCCCGGUUAGGGUCAAAAAUAAGGGUCGCUGGAUUGUAUAUAACCAGAACGAUUCGAUAAAUUAAAAAUUAUAAGUUAAUUACCGUGUUAACGAUUAUAAUUUUAUACAUACACAAAUCCACACGAAGCCAUUUACGGUUCCUUAAUUUCCUUCUCAACUGAAACUCAUCCAGAUCCAAUAUGUCGUCUGGCAAAGCAGAUUCUUCCGUUGACUCUGUGGUUGUUUGUUGCCCGAAAAAUUUUUCAUAUAACCGAUCCUUCAAAUGGCCAAACCAAUCCCCAAUUCCACGGAAGAAAUUGUCGCCUUGAACUGGUCGUAAAUUAUUAUGGUCUGCAAUAAAACCGCCAUAACCAUUUUAACUUUGUUGCUUGAAAAAUAGCGGAUGAUCGAUUCGUUUUUUAAUAUUAAGUUUGGCAAUUUCCCUCGGCGUCUGUUAAUCAAUAAAACGAAUCAACAAGAUGUAAUACCUUUAAUAUAAAUUCCUGCCAACGUGGAUUGAUGGCAGCUAAUAAGUAGUAAAAGGAUAAUGUAGAAUUGCAUUUUUCUACCACACGACUGAUCUGCGCGGAGAAAUAUUCGCCUUUAUAUAUAUUUCGCCGGAAACGAAUGCUCAUUAGGAAAACAAUUUUAUCAAGAAUCAAGAAAAUUCAGUACAAUACUCCUAUUGAAUAGCGGUGUCCUUGCCCGUUUCCAUUCCGAGAAGAUUAUUAUGUAUACAGUAAAUGAGCACAUGGAUGGUAAUAGGCCUUUGUUAAGUACAAAUUUGGAGUGUAUAACUACGAGUUAUUGACAUUAGUCAGAGAUGAUUGAUCAUUUUAAUGAACAUCACGUAAAAUGGAUCGAAGAUGUGUAAGCAUUAGAAUGGUAAAUACUUUAGCCUUUAAGCUAACGGUGAUCAAGUCCACUAUGACACUAACUUAGGAGUCUGUCUUCAGUUUGUAGACCUACAUAAAUUAGCAACUAUUUUUAUUUAUUUGAGUCGUUCCGAAUCAGAUUUUUCAGCACAUGGCAUUUAUGACUUUUGCUAGGUCCAAACAGACUUAAUUUAUAAAAGAUAUCGAGAGUAUGCACGAAAAUUUAGCUGAUCCACCUUCUAGGACUCGAUGUGUUCAAAACUCCAACAUUAAAUUUGCAAUCAUGAUUUUUACACGUGUUACUUGCGUAUCGAGUCAGAGAACUCAAAAGUCUAUUGAUUUUAGUAAUGCCUGUGAAAGGGGGGAAUAUUCUUUUCCGUUAUGGUUAUAUUCCAGUUUAAAAAGAAAAUUACAUCUUAAUAAUGCAUUUUUGUACUGUGAAGCACAUGUCACGUAAAUAUAUCGAUCCCAAUCUAUACCGUUCCCGAGACUGAAUCCUUACGUGACAAUAUUGGGAUUGUUAUGCAAUUAAGCUGAUUUUAGUUAUGUCGAAGUAGCUAAGUUAGUCGAGUUAGCUAAGUCGCCAUACACGUUAUGAACCUGUGUGGAUCAUCAAUUUCGUUUAACUUCGUACAGAAGAUUACUCUUUAUUUCGUCGCUACUAUAUAGCCAGAGUCAGCUAUAUUUUGCCACCCAUUUCAUCAGCAGGGUCCCAUAAUUAGUUAAUACCACUUCUAGACAGGUGCUAAACCUUCGCUAACGUUGCAUUUUGUCAGUUGAAAGGAUAUUUUUACGACGAAAAUACAGACUAUUUCCCGUUAAUUCUAUUACUGAUGCUAGGUAAUCUACUGUUAACGAAUUUUUUGGCCAUCACUUCCAACAUUUGGGCAAACUCGAGAUGGCGAAGCUAGCUGGCUCAUUGUCAGAUCAGACGCAGCAUGGAGACUGUUUGUUAUUCGUGCAUAUUGUAUAUAUGUUGAGCAUUUACGAUUAUCGAUGUCCCGAACGCAAUUAAUGUCGUCGUCUUCCACGUCUUUGAUGACGAUGGUUGGGAAUGAAUUAACAAAUCAACAAUGUACGAAUUCUAAUACAGACGAAGCAAAGGAAUUUUCUGUGGAAAUGCCAUGUCCUGUCACGGUGUCUAUACCGAAAGUAGAACCGUGUUUUAACGAAUCCUUUGGCACGAGUGACAAUUCAUUAAAUUCUGAUGAAUUAUUUGAAUCGCAAAUUUCUUUUCCUAAGCCUUAUAAAAUUAAAGAUCCUAUUAUCCUACUUGAGAAGUGUGAUAAAAUAUGGGAGACAUUAAAAUUAAUAAAAAAUGUGCAAGGUAAUAAGAGUACUAAUACAUUAAAUUCAGUAUCGUUGAAGAAUACAGAUGAUAAACCAUAUGUUAAAUACCAACCAGUAGUAUUGGGUGAUAACAAUGCUACAUUACCACAUUUAAAAUUAUCUGUAAAAAGUAGUAGAAGAUUGCACCAAUGUACAACUUGUGGAAACUUAUACUUGCACAAGAAAUCACUAAGGCACCAUGCGCAAGUGGUACAUGGUAUUUAUAUAUCAGUAGAGAAACCUAGACACAAUUUACCAGAAAAAGCUAAUGUUAAUAAAGACAAAGAGUCUAGUACUGUUGAAACAGAACAAAGUAAUCUUAAAAAGCUUCCUUUGAAGAGAAGUCAUAGUAUGCAAAGUAAAGAUUCUUUAUCACCAUGUGUAAAAUCACAUGUGAAUAAGUCUAAUCAUGAAUCUAUGUCAGAUACUCAAUCUGAGGGAAAGAAAAUAAACAUUUCAACGCACACCAAGGAAACGUUAAAUAGCGAUGAAGGUGUGCCAAAAGAUCAAGGAAAAUCAAUAUCUCCUGAAGAAUUGAAGGGAAAUGGUUCACCAUCCUCGUCAUAUUAUCAAUGCGUCCUAUGUAAGAAUUACGUAAAGAAUCUAAGAAAACAUUUGAUUAAUUACCAUAAAAUUGUUCAUACUGACCUUAUGUUAAAAAAAUUGAAACAAACAUCCAUUGUGUCAAAAGUUAAUAAAUCGAAAAAUAGUAGUAAUAAUAAUUCUUUGAGAAAUAGUGCUGUCACUAGCGAUAAACAGAAAUUUCAAAGUAAUGGAAAACGAAACUUGAAUAGAUCUCACGCAGGUCAUGAAAAAAGAUUUAAAGUUACUGAUACUGCAUACAGAGUUAACAAUUCACUGCCAGAUGGCAAACACAAGUGCUCUAUUUGUUCUCAUAUCUACAGACGAGCACGUGAUAUUAGAAGACAUGUGGAAGCUCAUCGUAGACAUGGAGAAACAAAAGAAAAUGUCAAUGUAGUUAGUAAUAAUAUAACUACUUGUAUAAAUGGAAAUUCAAUCAUAAUUCGCAGAUACAAGUGUCUUAUUUGUUCUGAGACUUAUAAACCACAUAAUAUUAGAAGACAUGUGCAAGGUCAUCGAGGUCGUGGAGAAACGAAAGAAAAUUUUACUAUGAAAUCAAAAGAAAAUAAAAAUUCACGUAGUGUGUCCCUUAGAAAUAUUAACGGUAUCAAGGACAAAAGGCAAAAUAAUUCUGUUAAUUUAUUUGCUAAUAAGAAAACAAAUCAAAGAGAAGCUAGGAAGAGAACAGAAUUUUAUAGGAGAAACGAUGAUAAACACAAUACUACUUGUACUUGCGGAAGAUCGUUUCGUGAUCCCUACACAAUGCAUGUACAUAAGAAAGUCUGUGACUUAGAAAGUGAUGAAACAGGAGAACGUGUUAGCCGUAGUCGAAAAAGAAUGGUUUCAAAUUCUACAUCAAGAAUUAACAUAACAAUAAAGAAAAGAAAUGAUUCUUAUGAAAUUGUUGGUAGAAAGACAGACGAUGAAAAGGAAUUGCAAUAUUCUAUGAACGAUAGUAGAUCGUCAACAAAUUCGUCCGAUAAUGAUAUCGAAACACAACAUGCAUGCAAUGAAACUGUAGAAGUAUCCAAGUACAGUGAAAAUCACAGUUUUUUGAAAAUUCAGGAUAUCGAUGAAGAUAUCGACGUUGACAUUGAAGAAAAUUCUCAAAGUGUUUCUGCUACUAAUGACACUAUCGAGAAUCUUGCAACGAUUGAACUAGAUCAGCCUCUUCCUGAGUCUUUCAAUAAACAAAAAGAAAAUAAAAUAAACACAAACAUAAAAAGGUCUUCUAGUCGAACUUCUAAAAACAUUCUGAAGCUACAAAAACAAAAUAUUUGUAUCUGUGGAACUCUGUUUGAUAGCAGAAAAGCUCUUGAUUUCCAUGUUUUAAAACAUCAUUCAUGCACACGAUUUACGUGUGGAUAUUGCAAUACAACUUUUCCUAAUGCUUCUCUGUGGAAAAAACAUCAGUGUAAUUCUUCUCAAACUAAAGUGUUUAUUGAUACACCUCAAGAAUUAGAUUGUAAGUUCUGUAAUAUUUCAGUGAAUUCUUAUAUAGCAUUUGAUGUACAUAUCCGACAAAAACAUUUUGAUCCUGUAGUACCAAUACAAUGUUAUCAAUGUGAUAAACGUUUCUCCAAUACCACUGCUCGAAAAAUUCACAUUAGGAACGACCAUGAACAAUAUACUUGUAACAUGUGUGAUAUGAUAUAUAAUGACAAUAUGAAGAACAGACAUGAAGGAUACCAUUAUGGGCUUGGACAUCCUUGUCACAUUUGCAAAAAGACAUACUCCUCUAAAAGGAAUUAUGUUAGACAUAUUCAAAAAGCUCAUUUUGCACGUCGGCCAUAGGAUGAUGCGAUUUUUAUAAUACCUUGUAGAUUACUAUAAGAGCUUUUGAUACAUAUUUGGUAAAAAGUAGGCGAAUGAAUGAACAAGCAGAAGCAUGAAGCUUUUAAUUUAAGAAUAGUAUGUACAUAACAAAAUGAGAUAUAAUGGGAUUUUUAAGAUUUUAAAGUUUAGUUAUGCAAUUUAUUUAAUUUUCCCUUUGGACGGUCGAAAGAUAACUCUCGUUUGCCAUAAACAACGUGUAUAACAAAUAUGUAUACAGCAUAAUUCCAGUUAAGAAAAGAUUGUUUCCUCAUCUCUUAAGUCUAGGUCGUAUAUUUAUUCGUACUCCAUUUAAUAAAGUUAAUGUUUUCUUAA